UUUUUUCUUUCUAAACAAAUUAUUAUUAUUUUUCCAUAAAUAAUAUUAAAAAACCCUAAAAUCUUGGCCCAUAUCUCCCCUUUUUCUGUCCAUAAAAUCCCCCUCACUCCCUUCUCAAACCUGCAAAUCGAAACAGAUGGAUACACAGUUGCAGAAGAAGAACGCUUACAACAACACCGCUUCAACUUUCGAGGUAGGAGACGAUGGAUUUCGCAAAAACAUCGACGACGAUGGCCGUGAAAAAAGAACAGGAACUUUGGUUACUGCAAGUGCACAUAUUAUAACUGCUGUCAUAGGAUCUGGAGUUUUGUCUCUGGCAUGGGCUAUCGCUCAGUUGGGGUGGGUCGCCGGACCCGCCGUCCUCAUGGCGUUUUCCCUCAUAACUUACUUCACCUCCACCCUCCUCGCCGACUCCUACCGGGCACCUGACCCUGUCUCCGGCAAGCGUAACUACACUUAUAUGGAUGUCGUUCAGGCUAGUCUAGGUGGGAAGAAGGUGCAAUUAUGUGGAAUAGCUCAAUAUGUUAAUCUUGUGGGUGUAACAAUCGGAUACACAAUCACUGCUUCUAUCAGUAUGGUGGCUGUGAGAAAAUCAAAUUGUUAUCAUGAUAAGGGACAUGAAGCGGAUUGUAAAUUGUCAAACUAUCCAUACAUGAUGAUAUUUGCAGCAAUUCAAAUCGUGUUGAGUCAAAUUCCGAAUUUUCAUAAGCUUUCAUGGUUGUCGAUAGUUGCUGCUGUUAUGUCUUUUGCUUAUUCUUCGAUUGGACUCGGGUUAUCAAUAGCAAAAGUUGCAGGUGGAGGACAUGUAAGGACAAGCCUAACCGGAGUAGAAGUCGGAGUUGACGUGACCGGAGCUGAGAAGAUUUGGAGAACAUUUCAAGCCAUCGGUGAUAUUGCAUUUGCUUAUGCUUAUUCUACUGUUCUCAUUGAGAUUCAGGACACAUUGAAAUCGUAUCCACCGGAGAACAAGGUGAUGAAAAGAGCAUCACUCGCCGGAGUUUCAACAACCACCAUAUUUUACGUCCUCUGUGGCUGCGUAGGCUACGCUGCAUUUGGAAACGACGCACCAGGAAACUUCUUAACUGGAUUUGGGUUCUACGAACCCUUUUGGCUCAUUGACUUUGCCAACGUCUGCAUCGCGAUUCACCUCAUUGGAGCAUACCAAGUCUUCUGUCAACCUUUAUUUGGUUUCUUCGAGAUGAAGUGCAGACAACAAUGGCCAGAUAGCAAGUUCAUAACAACAGAACAUAUUGUAAACGUGCCGUUUUGUGGAGAAUACUACAUCAACAUGUUUAGGUUGGUUUGGAGAACAGCGUAUGUGAUAAUGACUGCUGUGAUAGCGAUGAUCUUUCCAUUUUUCAAUAGCUUCUUAGGGUUGAUUGGAGCAGGUUCUUUCUAUCCAUUGACUGUGUAUUUCCCGAUAGAGAUGUAUAUUGCGAGGGCUAAGAUUCCAAGAUUUUCGUUCACAUGGGUGUGGUUGAAGAUUCUGAGUUGGGUUUGUUUGGUGGUUUCGUUGGUUGCAGCUAUUGGAUCUGUGCAGGGUUUGUUGACAGAUGUCAAGAAGUAUAAACCCUUUGAGACAGUUUAGUUGAUGUUGGGUUAUGGAAAUUGUAAUAAUUAAUGUUUUUGCAAUUACAAGUGAUUGUAUAAGAACUUUGAAGAAGAUAAUUUCAAUAUAAUAUAGUUGCUAUUAAUUAAGAAAAAAAAUGAUAUGGAAU
Messenger RNA from Lactuca virosa, 1718 nucleotides. Lineage: Eukaryota; Viridiplantae; Streptophyta; Magnoliopsida; Asterales; Asteraceae. The record is from the annotation of a GenBank genome assembly.